UGUGUGACUUUUGAAGUAUAUGAGAUUGAGAGAGAGAGAGAGAGCGAGACUCCCAUAUUUUGCAAGCUGUAAUUGGAUGUGAGCUUUUUUGGACACAUCGUUCUCGUAUAAGUGUUCUCCGAAUGUCACCGUGAUUUAAGAGACAACAACCUUGGCUCUCCUCUGAGCUCUCUGUUUCCUCUAUCUCCACUUGUCUGUCUGUCUGUCUUUUUUUUUUUUUUUUGGUUGUUCUGUGUGUUGUUUUGUGUUUUUGUAUAUAUUUUUUAUACUAGUCUCAUCGCACGUACUAAGCUCGGAGUUUCGAGUUUUUGGUGUUUUUAAAGGUCUCAUUGUGUGAGAUCAGACCUUAAAGAGAGAAAGGAAAGAAAAAAGAAUGGCACCGUCGUUUCAAUGGUGGGCGAAAGAGAGCCACCGUGGCACGCCGGUGGUGGUGAAGAUGGAGAAUCCGAAUUGGUCAAUGGUGGAGCUGGAGGGUCCGACGGAGGACGAUUUUCUCAUUACAACCGACACGCCCGGGUCGGGUCGUACCAGAGACAAAGGCCACCGAGGACGCAAAAACGCCAAGCAGCUCACUUGGGUCCUAAUGCUCAAAGCCCACCGUGCCGCCGGUUGCUUGACCUCCAUCGCCUCCGCAAUGUUCGGCCUCGCCGCCUUGAUCCGCCGCCGUCUCGCCUCGGGCCGAACCGACUCCGACGAAGUCGAAAACGAGAACGAGCACGAGCACGAGAACGACGACGCUUCGGUGGUGGAGGGAAUGGGGAGGGAGAAAGAGAACCCGGCGGUGAAAACCAGGUUCUACUUCUGUAUCAAAAUGUUCUUGUGGGUGUCUCUGAUUUUACUCGGGUUCGAAAUAGCGGCUUACUUCAAAGGCUGGCAUUUCGGGGCUCCGAAAUUGCUUCAGUUCCAGUUGCAGUCUUUGUGGGCAACGCCAUUGGGUGUUAAGGGCGUGUUUGAUUGGAUUUAUUCUCGGUGGGUUUUGAUUCGUGUGGAAUAUCUCGCGCCCCCUCUUCAAUUUCUCGCCAAUGCUUGUAUUGUGCUCUUCUUAAUCCAAAGCAUUGAUAGGCUAGUUCUAUGUUUGGGUUGUUUUUGGAUCCGAUUCAAGAAGAUCCAACCCGUUUUGAAAGAAGACAACCUCGGAGAUCUCGAAUCCGGUGAGAAAGGUGGUUACUUUCCCAUGGUACUUGUUCAGAUCCCCAUGUGCAAUGAAAAAGAGGUUUAUCAGCAAUCAAUUGCCGCAGUGUGUAAUUUAGAGUGGCCGAAAUCAAAGAUUUUGAUUCAGGUUCUUGAUGAUUCGGAUGACCCAACAACGCAAUCGUUGAUCAAAGAGGAAGUGCGUAAAUGGCAGCAAGAGGGUGCCAACAUUGUGUACAGGCAUCGUGUGAUUAGAGAUGGCUACAAGGCUGGUAAUCUUAAGUCAGCUAUGAAUUGUAGCUAUGUCAAAGACUAUGAAUUUGUUGCUAUGUUCGAUGCCGAUUUUCAGCCCAACCCUGAUUUCUUGAAACGAACUGUUCCUCAUUUUAAGGGUAAUGAGGAAUUAGGAUUGGUUCAGGCAAGGUGGUCUUUUGUGAACAAGGAUGAAAACCUGUUAACAAGGUUGCAAAACAUUAAUUUGGCAUUCCAUUUUGAAGUAGAGCAGCAAGUAAAUGGUGUUUUCAUUAAUUUCUUCGGGUUUAAUGGGACGGCCGGUGUGUGGAGAAUAAAGACCUUGGAGGAUGCUGGUGGGUGGUUAGAGAGGACCACUGUGGAGGACAUGGACAUUGCUGUCCGUGCUCAUCUUAAAGGAUGGAAAUUCAUUUUCCUCAAUGAUGUCGAGUGCCAGUGUGAAUUACCGGAGUCUUAUGAAGCUUACAGGAAACAACAACAUAGAUGGCAUUCUGGACCUAUGCAGUUGUUUAGACUUUGUUUGCCUGAUAUUAUCAGAGCCAAGAUAAGUUUUUGGAAGAAAUUCAACAUGAUCUUUCUCUUCUUUCUCCUUAGAAAGUUGAUACUGCCAUUCUAUUCAUUUACCCUUUUCUGCAUAAUUCUCCCCAUGACAAUGUUCAUACCGGAAGCCCAACUCCCUGCAUGGGUUGUAUGUUAUAUCCCGGCUACCAUGUCUUUUCUUAAUAUCCUUCCAGCCCCAAAAUCUUUCCCCUUUAUAGUUCCUUAUCUUCUUUUUGAGAACACCAUGUCAGUGACCAAAUUCAAUGCCAUGAUUUCGGGCCUAUUCCAGCUUGGAAGUGCUUAUGAGUGGGUUGUUACUAAGAAAUCUGGGCGUUCGUCUGAGGGUGAUCUUGUCUCCUUGGUUGAGAAGGAGCAGCAGCAGCCAAAACCUCAUAGGGGGGUCUCAGAAUCCAAUCUUGAGGAAAUGAAGGAGGAAAUUCGACAACAAGAGCAAAAGUCUUCUCAGAAGAAGAAGAAGAAGCAUAACCGAAUAUAUACAAAGGAGCUAGCAUUGGCUUUCCUUCUUCUAACGGCUUCAGCAAGGAGUCUCCUUUCAGCUCAGGGAAUCCAUUUCUACUUCCUGCUGUUUCAGGGGGUAUCAUUUCUGCUGGUUGGUUUAGAUUUGAUUGGUGAACAAGUUGAGUGAACAGAAUACAGUAGGACUUCGACGGGACAUAUGGAGAUAUAAAUACUAGCAACAUGGGUGGCCACGAUAUCUGAGUAUCACAGAAACAGCUUAUGGGAAAAUUGUAGAGGGCUGAGAGUGCUUACUUUCUUGCUUGUCCUCCACCCUCAGAGAGAGACCCCCAAUCAGUUUCCACCCAAUACAAGAAGAAAUUGUGUUAUAUGAACAGAAGAAUUGACUUGCAUUUUGAAGAGAGUGACAUUAGGAAAUGCUGAAGCUCUUCAAUAUAUGUAAGGUUUUCAUUUUCUACUUUUGUAACUUUCUUUUAUUUUGAUUCUUUUGUUUUUGGGUCGAUUCUUUUGUAUGAAAAUUUGUUGUUCAAAGAUCAAACAGGUUAUUUAGUUACAGUUCUAAGUCAGAAUAGCAGCACUCCUCUCGGUGCCUUUUUUUUC
Molecule: messenger RNA, 3000 nt
Organism: Quercus robur (English oak)
Lineage: Eukaryota; Viridiplantae; Streptophyta; Magnoliopsida; Fagales; Fagaceae
Product: probable xyloglucan glycosyltransferase 12
Exons: 5
Coding region: 374-2569 (731 amino acids)
Cellular component (GO): Golgi apparatus
Molecular function (GO): glycosyltransferase activity
Source: RefSeq, a predicted model, not a curated record